Messenger RNA from Drosophila hydei, 1363 nucleotides. RefSeq lists its product as uncharacterized. The coding region runs from base 143 to 1228 and encodes 361 amino acids. The record is from RefSeq and is a predicted model, not a curated record. Gene Ontology annotation, molecular function: N-acetylglucosamine 6-O-sulfotransferase activity. Gene Ontology annotation, biological process: sulfur compound metabolic process; N-acetylglucosamine metabolic process. The transcript is spliced from 3 exons. Lineage: Eukaryota; Metazoa; Arthropoda; Insecta; Diptera; Drosophilidae.
UUUUUUUUUUUUUGAGCACAUUCUAACAAAAUUAAUACAGUAUUUGGAGAGAAGUAGAAAAAUAGAACGAAAUAAAUUCAUGUAAGCGUGUUAAUUUCAAUUUUCUUUUUUUUUUUUUUUUGGAGAACGAUAAGAGAUUAAAAUGGUACAGCGAAGCACAAAAUUCACUGGCAUCUGCAUUGCCAUCUACUUGGUAUAUGCGGUAUUUGUGUUCUUCAUAUUGCCGUUGUUGUUGCCUGAUCCAGUGACAAUGUCGCGCAACAUACUCGCCCAGCAGACACGGGGCAUGCAGUAUGGGAAUUUGACGAACAUCACGCUCGAGGCUGGAGGACAGCCGUUGCGUUCGCUGCUGGUCACGUUUCGUGGCUCGGGCGCAAUGGGUCUAUUAGAGUUUCUGUCGCGUCAGCCAGGUGCUUACCAUCAUUUCUCACCAUUGAUCGCGCACAAGGAACGCAUAACGGACUUGCCGGAGGCUUCAUCCGCUCUGGAGGAGCUGCAUUCGUUGUUUAAUUGUGAUUAUAAUCGUUCGCUGGCCAUGAUCAAAUAUGGCAUGCAAACGCCGACAUUUCGCAAUUUCUAUGGUGUACAGUGGAAGACGUGCCUGACCUACACCAUGGAUGUCUGCUCCAAUCCGGAGACUUUGUCGAAAAUUUGCAAAAUAUUUCCAUUUAUCAAUAUGUCCGUAUAUAAUUUGGGUUUGAAAUAUAUCAAAUCUAUGCUUGAGCGAAAGGAUCUCAAUGUACGUAUGCUACUGUUAAUACGAGAUCCGCGCGGAACCAUGGGAUCGCGUUCGAAUCGUAGCUGGUGCACCAAUCCUGCCUGCUCUAAGCCCUAUGAUCUGUGCAGUAAUAUGGUGGAAGAUUAUCAAAUCUCUGAGUUUCUAUUGAAAGAGUAUCCGCAUCGUUUCAGUAUUAUUCGCUACGAGGAACUAGUGCAGCAUCCGUUGGACGGCUUUGUAAAUAUCUUCAGUUUCUAUGGUUUACCAACGAAAAACUUUCAGGACAUGAGUAAAAUAUUAAAUGAAACUGAAAUUCAAGCUAAAUUUCUGGAGCAUUUCGAAAUGCCAUUGGACUGGCAAAAGACAUUGUCGCUCAAUGAGAUUGUGAACAUCCAAAAUAUCUGCCAAAAGGCUAUGAUUCUUUGGGGCUAUAAACCCAUAACAGAUUUUGAUAAAGGCCUAAUGAAUAUCGUUGAACCGUUAAAUAAGUUGCCAUUGUUUUUGAAGUGAGGUCUUUCCAGUGCUUGAAGCGAACUAAUAAUGAAGUAUUUAAAUAUUUGUAUUAAACGCAUUCAAUAUAAUCUACAUGGGUAAAACAUAAAAAAAGAAAAACACAUUGCAUUAUUUGCAGUAUUUUUAUAACAA